Phycomyces blakesleeanus NRRL 1555(-) is the source of this 1719-nucleotide messenger RNA. RefSeq lists its product as hypothetical. Gene Ontology annotation, biological process: protein localization to prospore membrane; ascospore-type prospore membrane formation. Gene Ontology annotation, cellular component: prospore membrane. The record is from RefSeq and is a predicted model, not a curated record. The transcript has 5 exons. NCBI's taxonomy places the organism in Eukaryota, Fungi, Mucoromycota, Mucoromycetes, Mucorales, Phycomycetaceae. Bases 1 to 1719 code for a protein of 572 amino acids.
AUGUCUAGUCACAACUCUUUCUCAAGUUUCUAUUCAGCACUUCCUCACCAACCAUCUUUUCGCUUCUCACUAAGAGCCAAAACCACACCAGUCAGAGAAACUAUUCAUGGAGAAUCGACGCUCAAGGUCCCGGUUUAUUUUCCUCCUCGUCUGACAUCUUUACCUAGUCGCACCAAACCAGAUCAAUCAUUAAGCCUUAAUUCAUCAAACACACCUUCAAAACAUAUUGGAACAUCUAGCUAUGUACCAAUAUUAUCUUUACCACAACGUCAGGAUGAUGUGAUAAUGCAAGGGAUAUUACUUUGUGUGUGCGAAAUGGGAAGACAUAGAAAGAAAUCUCAAGAUUUUGACGAACUCAAAGAACGUCAGAGGCAAGGAAGACUAGAAUGGCAAGAAUUAAACGCAAAGCUAGUAUCCAAUCAAAUUGAACUAUACCAACAAACCGAUAAUAAAAUAGUGCAUCGAAUUCCUCUCGCUUCAAAACAUUGCAUUGCCUACCUCACCAUAGUAUCACCUCAAGAUUGCUGUUGGAGUCUUGAGAUCAAACCUAGAAUGUCGAUCCACCAAGGACUCGGGUCAUCCACUGGGCGCUAUCUUUUCAUGUCCCGUAAGAUAGAACAGUCACGGGAAUGGUACACAGCUAUUUACCGCACUUUGGGUGUUCAUUCAAGGACACCGAUGCCUUUACUGGUACAAGUCAGUGUGCCGCUGUGUGAUCUAAAAACACAUUUCUUGGAGCUCAAGCCUCGGAAUCACCCAAUAAAAGAACUUGGGGUUUGGUUUGAAGAUGAAGUUGUAUGGUUACGCAAAAAAAAUCAACAAAUACCUAUUUAUUGCCUCCAGUCCGGUUCGUUUCUGUUCCUGAUCGACCUCAACAAAGCUCUCUUGUGGAACAAUCCCUAUCAUGGACAUAGGCCUCGGUUUACUCGUUUCUCUCUUGCUACUUAUUUGAGCGCAGGAACUGCUAGCAUUCGGGAACAUUUGGGAGCAAAUUCAAUGUGUUCUCUCCCAAACCCCAGUGAUUUUGACCGACGAAUGAGUAAUAUGCUGGCUGCAUUUGCUGUAUUUGAUUUAAGCCGUGUGCAGAAUAUCAACAUUGGAUCCCACAGAAACAUUAAAAUCCACACACUUAAUGAUUCACUCGAGUUACAAGCAUCUUCAGAUCACACACUGCGGGAAUGGGUAAUAAGAUUACAACAAGGAUCUCAAUACUCAACUCUAUCCAAUGAUAGAGUACAGCGCCAUGAGAUAUAUUCAGAUCUUAUCUGGAAAGCAAGUAUGCUGUAUGUUAAGCAAGGUCGCCGUAGUACCUUCAAACAGUAUUUGUGCGUCCUAACACGGCAUCGCGGAUUGAUUUUGUUUGACAAGUACAGACGGUCAUCAUGGACAAGUAAACCAAAGUCUGAACCAAUCUAUCGUCGGUCCCCAAAGACUGUAUAUAUUAGUAAUGCGUAUGUUUACACCAGUCCAUCUUGUGUGAAAGAUAUGAUUAGAACAAAAGCAAGGAACCAGAAAACUCCUCCUAAGAUGUUUGAGGAUGGAAUGACAGAGGGUACGCACGCAAUCCAGCUUCUAUUUGUAGUCUACCAGCCACCAAAUCCAAAAGAUUCCUGGAUCCAUCAAAAGCUCUCUGGUAGACGUGUCUGGGUGUUCCAAGCAAAAGACAAGGAAGAGAAGGAGGCUUGGGUAUGGGCACUCGAUCAGGCAAAGAAAUUAUAG